Molecule: messenger RNA, 1598 nt
Organism: Lingula anatina
Lineage: Eukaryota; Metazoa; Brachiopoda; Lingulata; Lingulida; Lingulidae
Product: RNA demethylase ALKBH7, mitochondrial
Biological process (GO): DNA damage response; fatty acid metabolic process
Cellular component (GO): mitochondrial matrix
Source: RefSeq, a predicted model, not a curated record
CUAAAAUAGAGUACCGAUGUGAUGUGACAGCCACCACGUCAGGAUAUAUGUCCUAUUUGACCGUGCAGGAAAAAAAACAAAAAAAUGUCUUUAAUUGCCAUGUCAGGUAUUAUAAGGAAUGUCUGGAAAUGCUCUACAGUUAGAAUAGCAAUAUGCCGAUAUUCAAGCACUGCUCGGACUGAAACCUUUGCUGGUUAUGGUGAAAUGAAAAUGAAGAAAGCGGAGGUUCGUGAUUAUAUAGAUGCUAGUGAUCCCGAGACCGAAUCAGUGAUUGCAGAAGAUGUCAGCAUAUUUGAAAACUUUCUGUCCGAAAAGGAAGAGUUGUCGCUGCUCUCCGAGGUAGAACCACGACUCAAAAUGAUGAAAUAUGAAUUUGACCACUGGGAUAGCGUUAUUUAUGGUUAUCGUGAAACAGACAAAAAGGAUUGGAAUAAAGCAAACACUGAGAUUAUCAACAGAGUUCGUGAACUUGCAUUCCCUCCCGAUGUUCCACAACUUACAUACGUUCACCUCUUAGACCUCUCCAGAAGUGGCUACAUCAACCCACACAUUGACAGUGUUAGGUUUUGUGGUAACGUAAUAGCGGGUUUGAACACACUAUCACCGUGUGUGAUGAGAUUUGUUCAUUAUGAACAGAAAGACAAGUUUGCAGAUAUUUUAAUUGAAAGACGAUCUUUGUAUGUGAUGAAAGGGAAAGCAAGGUACGAUUUCACUCAUGAGAUAUUGCCACAAAAGCUCUCUACCUUUAAAGGAAGAAAUGUCCACAGAGAAAGGAGGAUUGCUAUCAUUUGUAGAAAUGAACCUAUCGAAGGAGUGGAAGAGAAAACACCAUCCUAAAUGCAGAAGAAAGCUAAUUUUUGCAUCUUAGUCCAUUUUCAAAGGAUUUGAAUCUUACUUUUUUUUGUAUUUCUCAUAAAUACUCAAACAUGGCACCUAAAAUGGCAAAGAAAUGUUGAUAAUGAAUACUAAUGUAUUUUAAUUAUCAUUAUGAUUAUAAUAAUUAUAAUUUAAUGUUGUAUGAAUAUUUGAAAGUGCCACAUACUCCAUUUUAUUCAGGAAUCAAUAUCAGCUUUGUGAAGAUUUUUGUAAUUUGAAAAUGGAUUUAAGUGUAAUCAUGACUAUUUUUACAAAGGUCUUGGGCUUUCAUGUAAUUUGUUGCUGUGAAAUUAUCUGAAAGUACUUAAAAUGACGAAACAUCUGUAUAAAUACUUUGAUAAAUACCACCAGCUUUUAUAUGUAAAAUAUCCCACUGAAUUUCAAGAUUUCACAAUUUAAAUUACUGUUAUAAAUGUGCUUUUUGACAUAUACCCAACUGCCUUCUUUGUAUCAGUUUUCACUAACAAAAUUGUUCCAGGAAUGAUUCAAUCUAAUUUUGCUCAAAUUAAGUAGGUAAUUCUUUUGACCACUUAUUGUAGACUUAAAAAUGUAACAAUUGAGUUUUUAAGGAUGUGCACACAGCUGGAAUUUUGAAAUUGUGAAUCAUCUUUUUGACUAACGAAGAUUGUUUUUGGGAUAAUAAUUUUGUUAAAAUUUAGCAAAUGAUUACUAUGAUCACUUUUUGUGGAGUUUUAAGCAGAAAAAUAAAUGUUUUAAGUUGA